Molecule: messenger RNA, 738 nt
Organism: Xenia sp. Carnegie-2017
Lineage: Eukaryota; Metazoa; Cnidaria; Anthozoa; Malacalcyonacea; Xeniidae
Product: piggyBac transposable element-derived protein 3-like
Exons: 2
Coding region: 1-738 (245 amino acids)
Source: RefSeq, a predicted model, not a curated record
AUGCCAAAUAAACCAACCAAAUGGGGCUACAAGUUAUGGGCACGGGCUUCAACAAGUGGAUUUAUGCAUGACUUUGAGGUCUAUGAAGGGGCAUCAGAAGCAACCGUUGAUCGUUCAGAUGUUGGUGUAAGCGGUGAGGUUGUAUUGAAACUUGCAUCAAGCUUAUCUUCUGGUAAAAACCAUAAGCUUUUUGCAAACAACUAUUUCACUUCACUUCCCCUAGUUGAAAAGCUUCAGGAGAGAGGGAUUCAAUUCACUGGGACCAUUCGUAACAACCGAUUGAAAGGAUGUCCACUAGUCUCUGAAAAAGACCUAAAAUCAAAAGGCCGAGGAUCAUAUGAUAUGAAAGUUUACUUAAACAAGAAAAUUGUUGUUCUAAGAUGGCUGGACAAAAAAGCUGUGACACUGAUUUCAAGUUAUUGUGGCGCACAGCCAAUGGGAGUGGCCAAGAGAUGGAGCAAAACAGAGAAGAAGUUUGUUGGCAUUCCAAAACCCGAAAUAGUUAAUGAGUAUAACAAAUUCAUGGGAGGGAUUGAUCUUAUGGACAUGCUCUCCUCUCUCUAUCGAUAUUCGAUCAGGUCCCGAAGAUGGUAUUUGUACAUCUGGUACCACACCAUGACAGUUGCCUUAGUCAACUCAUGGCUUGUUUAUCGCAAGCAUCAGCAAAAUGGUAAAUUCAUGAAGCUUAGCAAAUUCCAAGCCUUGGUUGCAGAAGAAAGCAACGCAAAACGUCAAUAG